Molecule: messenger RNA, 2055 nt
Organism: Chrysochloris asiatica (Cape golden mole)
Lineage: Eukaryota; Metazoa; Chordata; Mammalia; Afrosoricida; Chrysochloridae
Gene: WDR93
Product: WD repeat domain 93
Exons: 16
Coding region: 1-2055 (684 amino acids)
Biological process (GO): electron transport chain
Molecular function (GO): protein binding
Source: RefSeq, a predicted model, not a curated record
AUGUCAUCCCCUAAAGGAAGUCAGACCCAGAAGAUGAAGCCACCCAUUUGUAUACGAAAAGGACCACUGGAGGUGCCCUCCCCCUCAGAGCAGGACUGGUCUAAGGAUGAUGAAGAGGAUUUUGCCUUCAAGGAUCUGGGUCAUGGGCUUGAUUCGCUGCCUCAGCCUUAUAGAAUGAUCAACAAGCUAGUGAACCUUCUGUUUGAUCGGUCAUGGGAAAUUAUUGAGACGAAGGAGGCAACAAGGGAAAUCAAUCUUACUCAGAUCCAUCCCAUCAUCUACUCUCCACUUGUAGAAAUCAAGCUCGGCACAGUGCCAAAUUGCAUGGCUAUGUCCCAAGACUAUAUUUUUAUUGGAGGAGCCAGAGGAUUCUCAGUCUAUAACCUGUACAGUGCUAAACAGAUAUGUGCUUGGGAGAAACUGAAAGUUGAUAUCACUUCCAUCUGGGUCACAGACAUGGGGAGUGAAAUCCUUAUUAUUACUGUGGAUGAAAUAGGUAUCAUUAGACUGUUUUAUUUUUGUAAGGAAGUUCUUUACCUAAUCAAGGCCAUCAAUGAAGCGGAUGAUGCCAGCAAGCAAACCAUCUGCCUAAAGAUGGAGACCUCUCAUGGAGGGGACUGUGCAGCCUUCCUUCUACAAGGAGCUGGAGAUAUUUGGCUGGAUGUGUAUAAAUUGCCCAAGGAGUCUUGGCUCAAGGAAGUGGAGUACCCUCUCAACAACGUAAAUUUCAAGAAAAAAGGCAAACAGCUGCAAAUGAACAAUACCGAUCCCAUAGCUGCAGAAACUUUAGAAAUGGAUGGGAACAUUGUUCCAAAAGGAGAUGCUAAGUUGAGCCCUCCAGUUUCUAUAAUGAAGAUUAAACCACCAAAGCCAAUCACAGGCACCACAUUUAAAAGCCCCCUGGAAGUGUUUGCCAAGAUGGAGGACUGCUACGGGCUUGGCUCCGGGCAGAACCACUUCAUCAAGGACAGUCAGUGGGAGCAGCAGGCUGCCAUCUUCAACGCUUCGUACAAGAAGUACCUGGAUGGAGAAUUGGAAGAGGAGCCGCUCAGUGUGGCCACGUUCCAUUUUCUUCUCCCUAGCUGCUUGUUUGCAUUCCCAGCGGAAGUCAAGAGCCCUUCAGGAGCAGCCUGUAUCCUUGGCAUACACUGGACCGGCAGUCAUAAUUUUUCCCUUUAUUCUCUUAACCGAACUCUGAAGGAUAAAGUUGACCCUGAAGCCGUGUGGCCAUGUGCAGCGCCCAUUGUAACCUCUGCUGUCAGCAAUUCUGGCUCCUACCUGGCGCUGGCCUGCGAGGAUGGUGUGCUCACACUGUGGGACCUGGCUGUAGGAUUCUCAUUUGGGGUCCUUGCUCUUCCUGAGGGAUGUCUCUGCCAAAGCAUUCACUUCCUAAACUACUUCAUGGUCUGCAACAGACAGAACAUGUAUCCGGAAGUUCCAGUGAAAUCCAAAAUGAAAUGUGUGGUGCUAUGUACAGAUGCCUCCCUCCAUCUGGUGACAGCCGAGGGGACCCAAGGACCCAACAUCAGUGAGCUCAUUGAGAGACCCACAAAGCACCUGAAUAAAACCAUCUGCGCAGUGGCCCCGGUCCCGGCCUUACCCGGCAUGGUGCUGAUCUUUUCCUGGGACGGCUCUGUGCGCCUCAUGGAUGUGGCCAAGCCUGAAAUCCUCUGUGCCUUUGCUCCACCCAGAUCCUACCACUUAGCGGUCCCCUGGAAGCCAGUAUUUGUCGUGUCUUUACACCAUCCGUGUUUCCUGCUUCGAGGAGACCAUCCAGAUGAAAUUGAAUGUACCAGUAAUGCCAACGAGAUCAGAAAUGUUGUUUUCUAUUUCAACUUGGAGGCCUACCCACUCCUGGAAAAGAUCUCAGGGACAGGCACCAUUUCUCAGAGUGAUGUGACUAGUAACAAGGCGCUGCCUUUGGAGAGGAGAUGCCAGCUCUUCCUCCAGGAGAGGUUCCAGAAGCUGGAGAAAGACAGGACGAAAGAACAGGAGCACUGGACCCGGCUUCGGAGGUACUUGUUGGUACUGCAGAAAGACAGCUUUACCAAGUGA